Molecule: messenger RNA, 1315 nt
Organism: Momordica charantia (bitter melon)
Lineage: Eukaryota; Viridiplantae; Streptophyta; Magnoliopsida; Cucurbitales; Cucurbitaceae
Product: BRISC complex subunit Abro1-like protein
Cellular component (GO): nucleus
Molecular function (GO): polyubiquitin modification-dependent protein binding
Source: RefSeq, a predicted model, not a curated record
UUCCUGCUGUAACGAUGAUAAAUGUGAAUCGGCCAUGGAAGACGAAUCCUUGCAGAAGGUUGCGAUUUCAGGCCCAAUCUUAGCCUCCUUGAUCCAGCGCUUCUCCUCCACCGCCGGCGCCGUCGACGGCCUACUCUUCGGCCAUGUCUCCGAAAUUACACCCUUGUCGCUCUCCGAUGACUCAUCCUCCUCUACCAACAUCGAACCAUCGGUACGCGUCGCCACCGUCACCAGAUUUCUCUGCUCCGGCACCACCAAUAGCUUCUACGAUUCUUCUGGGCAAGUUGAUUCCCAAUCCCUAAACCGCCUUCUCAGCCACCACGCCGACGGCCACGCUCAAACCCACGACUCUUUGAUUGGAUGGUUUUCCGGCCGCCGGAGAACUCAGCUUCGGCCUUCCAUGCGUGAAUUCUUAGUGAGUCUCUCUUUGUCUUCGAUGAAGCAAUUGUCGAUUCCUGUCAAAGACGCUGUGAAUCCCACCAAUCUAACCCCUAGUGUGUUUCUGCUUCUCACUUCGCCGCAAUCCGAUCGAAUUAUCCACACCCACGAGUACCGCGCUUUCCAAUUUCGGCCCUCCAAUGAGUUGUUUGAGGCGAAAUCGAUCGACAUUGUGAACAUUGGGCCGGCAUUUCGUGGUCACUACGGGUCGUUUACCCCCGAUUCCCCUUUCCCCCAUUUGGUCUGCGAGAUGAGGGUUUCUCCGAUGAAUGAGGAUAAGAACGAUGAGAAUUUGAAUCUGAUAAAGCAGAACUCGAAGGAUCAGAAGCAACUGAAUAUGUGCGCCGAAGGGUUUGAGGUUGGGAGCUUGACCCGGUUACUGGGUUCGGAGGCAGCAAAUUAUACUGCUGGGUUGGAGGAUUUAUACGAAAAGAUGCUUGCCAAGGUCGAGAACUUGGCCCGGCUCGUCGAGAAGAGCUCCACCCAAGUCCUUGAGCAGGAAAAUCACAACAGGAAGUUAAAAUACAAAGUUGCUAGAUGCCCUGGAUUUGAGUAGGAAGUUUGUUCUUACUACCGGCGUUUUUGUUCAUCAGGGAUUGCAACAGUCGACCUCGCAACAAAACCGAAAACUUUUGCCAUCGAAACCUUGGUGUGUUGAUACUACAAUGGUAACUGCUGAGAGCUACCUAGCAAUCCUGAGAGAGAAGUGGUAGGAAUGACCUUAGCUUAGGCAGCUGUUUGUGGGUUGCCCCCACAGACAGCCUACGCUUUGUGGAUGUUCACCUUCUAUAAUGUCAUUCCCAGCCUUUUUGUCACUUGAAAAACCUACUCUGUGUCAUAUGAUUUAAUAUAAUUCCAUUCAAAGUGCUCUGUUCUU